AUGUCCUACUCUGGUCCCAUUCAACAACACCAAUGUUCUGAGUUGAAAGAAGCACAUAAUGGCUCCAGCCUCCUGGCUACAUUGACAGAUCCUUGCAGUAAAUUUGGAAGCUGUAGUCCAGUUCAAGAUUCACCCUCUCCUGAAAAAGCUGAGAACGGUUUGGGGAAGAAACCUUGCCUUCUAGGAGUGGAGCUCUUUGCUCCAAAAAUCUGGAGCACCGGCAGCAUGGGAGAUUCCUACACGGCCACUUUCCCCAACGGGAAUGGACUGAUGUCUCCAUCGGCAAGCCCACAAGCUUCCACCGCUUACAGCAAUGAUUACAGCCCCUUCUCCCAUUCCUUCCCAGCCUCGCCCACAUCUCAAGAUCCAUCCUCCCUGCUGGUGUCCAAGGGACACCCUUCCCCUGACUGUCUCCCCAGUGUCUACACCUCCUUGGACAUGGCACACCCUUAUGGCUCCUGGUACAAAGCCGGCAUCCACCCGGGCAUCUCCACCACCUCCAGCAACCCCACUGCUUCCUGGUGGGACAUGCACUCCAACAGCAACUGGCUCAGCUCUCAGACCCAGUCAGAUGGACUUCAGAGUUCCUUGCAAUCCAUGCCCAGCCAGGCCCCGAUCAGCCCCCAGCUGCCCAGCUACACAUCUGAAUUCACCACUUUGAACCCUGCUCCGUACCCGGCGGUGGGCAUCACGUCCUCCUCACACCUCCUCCCUUCAGGCCAACAUGUGCUGCCCCAAGAGAUGUACAAGCCCAAGCCGGUGGCAAACAACGCCCUGAUGGAUGGCGGGAUUGGACUGAAGUCUGGAAGAGGCGGCUCCUUUGGGAGCACGGCAGGCAGGUCAACCUGCGACUGCCCCAAUUGCCAGGAGCUGGAGCGGCUGGGGGCCUCGGCGGCCAGCCUGCGGAAGAAGCCCAUCCACAGCUGCCAUAUUCCGGGCUGCGGGAAGGUCUACGGGAAGGCCUCGCACCUCAAGGCCCACCUGCGGUGGCACACCGGGGAGCGCCCCUUUGUCUGCAACUGGCUCUUCUGUGGGAAGCGCUUCACCCGCUCAGAUGAGCUGGAGCGCCACGUUCGCACCCACACCCGGGAGAAGAAGUUCACCUGUUUGCUUUGCAAUAAGCGCUUCACCCGCAGCGACCACCUGAGCAAGCACCAGAAGACCCACAACGAGAUGGGGGUGGGAAAGCCCCCCGAGGGUGAAGCCGAACGGGAAGAGGCUGCCGCGGUGGCCAGCUCUCCCAGCACCGCCCUGCAGGACGCCCUCCCUGGAGACGAGAAAGACGCCACCAGCCCGGAGCAGAGCAAUCUGCUGGAAAUCUAGGCUGGGAGUUGAGUGCUCCCCCUUCAUCCCUUCAUACUGCCAUCCGCCACCCUUUCCGAAUGCCUCUCAGCUAAAUAAUUUAUUUCCUGGGGAAAUAAAAGCACACAUCCAGUGGCUGUUGGCCUUUCCUCCAGGCACAAUCCUACCUUGUGUCUAGCCACUCCCCUCCCCUUCAACCUCUGAAGCAAACUUAGCUGAGACCCCAGAAGUUCCAUGACCUUGUGGCCAAAGACACACGUUGGAGAGCC
Elgaria multicarinata webbii is the source of this 1571-nucleotide messenger RNA. RefSeq names its product Sp7 transcription factor (gene SP7). The record is from RefSeq and is a predicted model, not a curated record. Lineage: Eukaryota; Metazoa; Chordata; Lepidosauria; Squamata; Anguidae. Gene Ontology annotation, biological process: regulation of transcription by RNA polymerase II. Gene Ontology annotation, molecular function: RNA polymerase II cis-regulatory region sequence-specific DNA binding; DNA-binding transcription factor activity, RNA polymerase II-specific.